UAUAUGCCCGAAAAAAACAAUAAAAUGGAUAAUCAGCUCACUAUAUUAGUUAAACAAAAAAGUAAUAACAAGCAAUAAAUUUUGUUAGAACUUAUUUAAACAUAGUUGAUGGUGGAGGAGUUUCCAUACUGUUCUUAUGUUAAAAGUUAACGUUACUCUACUUAAACUAGAAGUGCUAGAAGAGUCUUAUUAAAGAUGACGUGUGAUCCUGUUUGAUUUUCUUUGUGUAAGAAUUAAGGCCAAAUUAUAUUUAAAAUUGUACUACUUUAAACAAUCAAAAUAGACUCAAUGAAUAUUCCUGGUGUAUUGAUGAAUUUCAAUGGGGGACGCCUCUGAGUUUGUGUGAUUACACAAACUGUCUUUGUAAUCUUGUUUUUAAAGUCUGCUUGCAUAGAAAAUUUAAAAGAUUAAAUGGUUCAAUUUUGAAACAGAAAAAAAAAAUAGCCUUUAGAACUUUGAAAGUUCUAAAAAGUCAUUAAGUCGGGAGGACGGAUAGACAGACCACACACAUUUAAUAGCGGCUAUUCUGCUUCUCUGAGGACGCUAGUAGAAUUGUAUGUCAAAAUGCGUUGUUUAUUUUCCACUAUUGAAAUACUAAUUUUGGGAGCCUGGGUGGUGAAGUAGUACAUUAACAUAGUACUUGUUGGCUGCUAGUCUUGUGUACAUUUCACCAUAUAUUCUAUUUUUUACAUUGGAUCAUCAAAUGAUUUUAUAUAUGUAUCAUAAUACGCAUUAUUUUCUUUUUAUGGUCAAAGUAGAAAGCAUGUGCAUUUGUAAAAAAAAAGAUUUUGAUACAAAAGAAAAGGAAAUAGAAAGUUAGCUAGAUGACUAAUUGUUAAGUGAGCUACUUGAGUUUUGCUAAAUCCUACACGAUUGGUCAUAUCCUUUAGAUGUAGUGUUUUUCUUUUUAUUCAGUUUAUCAAAGUCAAACUUAAACAAUUAUUUCAAAUUCGUGGGUGUGGUUUGUGAUUGAGAAAGAAAUAGCUUUUUGAACUGUACAUUAUGGAUUUCAUUGAAUCUUAGUAUUUCAAAUUUAGGAUUUUCAAGACGUUCUUAGUUAGUAGUUUUCUUGGCCACAUGAUACCAAUUUUAAUCGCAAAGGUUACUAACAAGAUUCAUACAGGCAUCUCGAUUCUGGGCGAGUCUCUCCAUCUGUCCCAGGUCUUGCCCAUCUGCUUGGCAUCUGCUUUCCAGGACCGUCCCAUAUAUAAUUUAGUUAUACAAAAAUGUUAACCGACUUGAGUCAGAACUGCAUUGUACCUUGACUAGAAACAAAAAACAUGAAACACGCAGGGAUGCUGAUAUCAAAAGCGACUCUAACGAUUUUUCUAGAAAUUCAACAGUUGAUGUAAAAGAAUUUAUAACACAAUGGCCAUACGGGGAAAAACUCUAGUUGACCGUUAUAAUUUUUCAAGAUAAAAAGUGUGUACACAAGAAUCUCAAGAAAUGCAGAAGCUCUAUUAUUUUUCAAUAUUUGUUUUGUUGACAUUUGUUUCGUUUUAUGAUGUAUGUUCUAUAGUUACAGUGAGACUUUUACACUAUACUUCAAAUGAAGAUCAUUAUCAAUGCACAGAGAAUUUGCUUGUAAAUAGUAGCCUCCAAAUUUUGGGCGAAAUAGAAUUCUCCGAAAAAAAAUUGAAUGUAAUAAAUAGUCGAAUAUCUAUGCUUAUUGGUGAAAGCUUAGAAUCCUUAAGAUUUUUCCAUUACAGAAUGCUACAGCACUGUAUAGGACUAAAUAACUUAAUAACAUUCAGUUGCUCGGUUUCAAGUAAUAAAGCAGAGGUGUUGCUGAUUGUUAAGACAUCCAAGAUUUUAACUACAAAAUUUCUACAAUUGAAACUACAUCUGAACGUUAAUAAAGCACAGAAACCAUACUAUAGCCAGAUAACACAGCUACCCAAAAUAUUUGAUUUCUCAGACAUAAAGUUAAGUUGUAACAACAACAUACUUGGCGGUGACGUCAACACCAUGCAUCUACCCAGCAAUGAAAUGAGGAUCAGCAUUUGCUGUCAGGAAGCGCCAAAACCUUGCUAUGUAGUUUUAUCUUCUGCAGAAGUCUUCAUCAGCUCUCGAUACUGUGUGACGUAUUUGCGAAACUCAAAAGAGAAAGAAUUUUCUAUAGGCUACUCUGUUUGUGGUAAUGUACGUCUGAAUCAAUUUAAAUUAAUAUUUACAAAUGGUGAUAGCAAAUCAAGCUCACCAACAAAUUGUCAUCCAGGAAAACAAUUUAAUGAUGCAGAUAUACUUUUGAAUAAUAAAAAACUUGUCGUUGAUAUAAACACAUUUUAUCUACCUAGCAAUGAAAUUAAGCUUAAUGUUUGCUGUAUAGCAGCUCCGAGGCCUUGUAACUUGGUGUUAUCGUCUAAAGACAUCCUUAUAACCUCGAACAGCUGUGCAACAUAUCUGCGAAAUGCCAAAGAGGAUGUGUUUUUUAUCACCUAUUCUGUUUGUGGUAAUGUGCGCUUGAAUAUAUUUAAACUUGUUUUUAUAAGUCAGAGUAAGGCGAACAAUUCUGAAAGUAAAGAAUUUAGUCAAUCAAGCACAACAAUUAAAUACGAGGAGAUUUCAUCAUAUGUAUCAACACAAGUUGAAUAUAUUCAAACAGACAAUUAUGCAAAUGGUAAGAAUUCUUAUUAAUGAAAAUCCUUAAGCAAUCGGAAAUUUAAAAUUAUAUUUAAACUUCUAUACGUUUAAUUAGAGACUAGGGUUUGUUUCAAUCUUUGCAGUUUGAUAAAUAUAGCGAAUUCACAAGCAUUACAUAUUGACUCAGAAUCGUAAUAAAGGAUACCACUAUUGUGACAAUUGCAAAAAAAUGUUAAUCCGAUAAAUUUAUAUAUAUUUCAUCAAAUCACUAGAUCCAUAAUUAUUUUAAAAAAAAAGUUUGGUCUUUUUAUUUUUCACACUCUAAUUGUCAUUGACUUUAUCGAUGUCACUGGUAUUAAUGUUUUAUUAGUAAAAAUGUAGUAAUAUUGUGUAAAUGUUAUCAUUUUUUAGAUGAUUUCACCCUUUACAAAUAAAAGCACAAAUCUUUUACAGUAUACAUUAGUAAAAAAAAAAGCACAAUGUGUUACAAUAAAUAUAUCUACAUCCAUGUCUGUAUCUCUCUCUCUCUCUCUCUCUCUCUUUAUAUAUACAUAUAUAUUAUAGACUAAGCCAGGGGUCACAUGUGGCCUGCGAAACAAAUUUGUGUGGCCCGCGGCCACUUCCGCGAAUACAAAUAUAAUCCGUGAAAUGAUUUACAACUGCACAAAUCAGUAAAUGAGGUGUCCGCCCACUGCAAGCGAAGAUUCUGUGAAGGCAAGCUUUGUUGUUAGCGAGAUGAUAGCAAAGGCAUCACGACCAUUCACUGAAGGCCAGUUUGUAAAAGAGUGUUUGCUACAGGCGUGUGAAAUUAUCUGCCCUAAGAAAAAGAAACUCUUCGAAGGCAUAAGUUUGUCUGCGAACACAUUUGCAAGCAGGAUCACUGAGUCAGCGACAAAAGUUCAACAGCAACUGAUUGCCGCUGCAACAAACUUUGUAGCAUAUUCCAUUGUACUGGACGAGUCUACUGGUGUAACAGACACCGCAUACUGUGCUGUAUUCAUUCGUGGGGUCGACGAAAACUUGAACAUUGUUGAAGAGUUAUUGGACUUACUACCCAUGAAAGGAACGACGAAUGGACCCGACGUGUUUCAAGAACUGGAAGCUUGUAUUGACAGGUGUGUGGGCUACCGUGGGGAAAACUUAUUGCAGUGGCUACGGACGGUGCACCAGCAAUGUGUUCAGAGAAGGUUGGUGUUGUUGGAUAAAUGGUAGAGAAACGGUAUCAGCUCAGAUUGGUGGGACCUUUUACAGCCAUACACUGUAUUCUGCAUCAAGAAGCACUCUGUGGCAAAAGUUUACAAAUGAAGAAAAAGAUGGAUGUUGUCGUGAAGACGGUGAACGUCAUACCUGCACAGAGUCUCAACCACAGACAGUUUGUGUCAUUUCUAGAUUAUUUAGAAACUGAAUAGGUAGAGUUGCUGUAUCAUACGGAAGUCAGAUGGUUGAGAAGUGGAAAAGUGCUACAAAGAUUUUUUUAACUGAGACGGGAAAUAGCAUUGUUCAUGGCAAUGAGAGACAUACCUUAGCUCAGUGACCCAAUGUUUUGUCGGAUCUUGCUUUUCUUACUGACAUCAUGCAACAUCUCAAUGCACUCAAUUCACAUACAUGGCACACAUCAGAUGAUUACCGUGAUGUUUGACCUCAUCAAAUCAUUCAGAUGCAAGCUGACUUUGUAUGCCACUCAGCUGGCAGAUGGAAACCUGUCUCAUUUGCCUUUUCUACAGAGCAUUACGGAUGAACAACAGCGCCUGAAAGACUACGUAGACAUUCUCUCCGGAUUACCGCUUUCAGCAAUUCACUGCUCUCGAACCACAGUUUUUCCUUGUUGCAAC
This is a messenger RNA of Biomphalaria glabrata, 4415 nucleotides long. RefSeq lists its product as uncharacterized. Bases 1447 to 2637 code for a protein of 396 amino acids. NCBI's taxonomy places the organism in Eukaryota, Metazoa, Mollusca, Gastropoda, Planorbidae. The record is from RefSeq and is a predicted model, not a curated record. The transcript has 8 exons.